AUGGAGACGAAUCCGGAGCCCUCGGGGGAUGAGGGCUCUCUGAAAAACGCCAAGGAACGCUGUACCGCGCUGCAAGCUCAAGUGGACAAGGUAGAGAAGGACGCGAGAGGGCCGGUGAAGGGGGUCCCAAAAGUGAAGGCGGGAAGUUGCAAAUAUGAUGCCUACAAGUUGUCAGCAUAUGGCACCCACUGCGGCAACAACUGUCGGGCUUUUAAUGCCCUAGACGGUUGGCGUCUAAACGUAGCGGGAGAGCAACCGCCGAAGGACAAAGUCCAGAACAAGACACAGGAGAACCCGGACCCCUGGGCGUAUGAGAAAUUUCGAAGCAGUGUGGAAGGGUACUGUGCCGAAGUGCGAGCACAGAUAGAGGAGGUAUCGCCAGAGACAUUGGAGGAGUUGGAGGAUCCCGCCAAGUUUGAGAAGGACAAGGAAGGCGAGGACGCGGCAACUAAGCUGAAUGAGGAUAUACCUGCUAGACGACAGCUAUCUUGA
This is a messenger RNA of Metarhizium robertsii ARSEF 23, 492 nucleotides long. Its product is annotated as Heat-labile enterotoxin IIA, A chain. NCBI's taxonomy places the organism in Eukaryota, Fungi, Ascomycota, Sordariomycetes, Hypocreales, Clavicipitaceae. The record is from RefSeq and is a predicted model, not a curated record. The transcript has 2 exons. The coding region runs from base 1 to 492 and encodes 163 amino acids.